Messenger RNA from Penicillium chermesinum, 702 nucleotides. RefSeq lists its product as uncharacterized. The record is from RefSeq and is a predicted model, not a curated record. The coding region runs from base 1 to 702 and encodes 233 amino acids. Lineage: Eukaryota; Fungi; Ascomycota; Eurotiomycetes; Eurotiales; Aspergillaceae. The transcript is spliced from 2 exons.
AUGGAAGCCCAACCCCCCAAUCCUGCUCCUCCCUCCGCCAAUCCUCCCAGCGUGGAGAUCGCCUAUAAGCGCAAAUGUAUCUCCUUGAAGAGACGUCUCACCGAGGUCGAGGCCGAAAAUGAGAUUAUGCGCACUCGCAACCGUCGCGGCUGGCAAUAUAUCAAAAAGAUGCGCCUGGAAUCCUGCAUUCUCCUCGAACGCCUAGCCGCCGUCACUGCGAUGGUGGAUGAAGCCCAGGCAGGCAACAUCGGCCCCGAACUUCGCGCCCGCGCCCUUGCCCUGGCACAAAACUCUUCCCUCGCAAAUGGCACCGGCGGCACUGCUGGUGCCGGGUACCUCGAAGAUGAAACUGAGGGUAGCUCUGAAGAACAGCCUCCCACUCCCGAAGACCGCCCUCUUCGCGUCAAGCGUUCCCGUAAGUCUAACCUAAACAUCGAUGGCGCCGAAGAAGAUGGCCCCGCGUACGACAAUGCUGCGGAGCCGGCUGAGCACGAUGCCGGCUCUUCGUCUCUCCCCCGUCUUGCUCCUGCUCCAAGUCAACAUGAGCUGAGCGCAUCUUUCCGGGUAGGUACUGGGUCCCAUGAGGGCGACCGCACGCCACACAGCCAGGACCAGCGCGAGGGUCAGCCUGAGCAUGCUGCUGACUCGGGCACUACGCCUAUGGAUAUGGAUGCCAAGGAGCCGAAGGUUGAGGGGGCCUAA